AUGGAAUGGGGUUGGGCUUCCGGGGUCCCCCUCCCUUUCCUGCUCCUGUAGGCCUCCAAGCAGGAGUGCUCUUGGAAUUAAGGUGCCCCAGGCUCCCAACAGCUUGGAAAGGCCCCACCUUAGCUGGCAUCCCCUUCCACUGGCAAAAAACCACAGUGUUGUGAUCUUCCUGAGAGCCUAGGGAGGUCUGAGUCGGGGUUUCUUGAUUUGCUUUUCCUACUUUCUUAGGAUGAAACUCCAAAUCCUUGUCUUUAGAUCUUUUUCGUUUCUCUAGAAGCAUUUAAUGCUGUAAAUGUCCCACCAAACACUGCUUAACUGCCUCCUGCAUGCUUGCCUAGUUUUGUUAUCAUUCAGUUUAAACUAUUUCUACUUGUUCCUGUUUGGGUUUUGAACCAUCAGUUCAAGUGGCUUAUUUAAUUUCCCAGUAUUUGGAGCUUGUGUAAAAUCUUACAGUUAUGCUGGUUUCUAACUUAAGUCUAUCGUGGUCAGAGAAUACAUUCCAUCUGAUUUUGAGCCUUUGCAUGGACUGAGACUUGCUUGAGAGCCCAUACAGUAGUGUGGUCUACCUUGCUGUAUCGUCCUGGUGCCCUUAAAAACAAGGGCAUUGGGUGGGUUGUCCUACAGACAUCAACUAGAUCAAGAGAGUGGGUACCCAAGUGUUUCAUCUUUUAUGUCUUCCCUGGGUUUUCUCUGGUUUUCUAUCACUCGCUGAGAGAGGCCGUUACUCUCUCCUGUGCUGACUGGGAAACUGUGUCUUUGACCCUUUCUUUCUGUCCAUCUUUGCUUCAUGUCUUUUCAGGCUCUAUUAGAUGGAUACACAUUGGUGUUACGUCCAUGUGAAUUGGUCCUUGUCUCGUGAUGAGAUGUUUCUGUUUACCCCUAGUAAUCAUCUCUGGAAGUCCUGAUGUUCAAUGCCAGAUGAUAUGUUGAUUGUAUCUGAAUAAACCUGGAAAAUGAAAUGAAAUAGCCACACUAGCCUUCUUAUGCUUACUGUCUCCAUGCCAUAUCUUUUUUUCAUUCAUUUCUUUUUCAGCUUAGGUAUGUCUUUAUAUGUAAAGUGGUCUUCUGAAUGCAACAUGCAAUAGGGUUUUCUUUUCUUAUCCUCUCUCUCUGAGUGCACCACCCCGAAGGACAAGCCAUUGUCAGGACAGAAGAAGGCAGCCAUUGCAAGGAAGGGAGAUGGCCCUUACUGAGAAGCGAUCAUGCUGCCACCCUGAGCUUGGCCGUGGGGCUCCAGAACUGUGAGAAAUAAGUCCUUGCUGUUCAGACAGUGCCCCCACUCCGCUCCCCUCCGUGGUAUUUUGUUUUAUCAGUCUGAGCUAAGACAACCGGAAAGGUCAGGGCUGAAAACUCAGAUUGGGGUCAUAGGAGGCAUAUAGGGAGGAGGCCAAGAUGGAGAAGACAGACAGACUCUGGCCGCUUCCGUACUUAGUGGUGAGGCAGACAGAGACAGGCAGUGGGGUGGGAGGGAAAGCAGGAGGGUAUGGUGUCUUGAAAGCCAAAGGAAGGGGGAUUUCAUCAAAGGAGCAGCUUGGUCUGCUGGGUCAGAGCAGAUGAAGAUUGGACGAGGAGGUGCUAGAGGUGGCCAAGGCAACGAUGGGGUUUGGAGUAGGAAGGCCUUUACUGUCCUUGACAAGCGCAAGUUCAGUGUUCUGGUGGUGACAACCACAUAAAACUCUGGGAAGUUUUGCAGACUUGGUAGAGCAAGGAAGUCAGACGGUAGGCAGAGGGGAAUGGUAGUAUUAUAAAAGAUCUAGAUAUCCAAAAAGAUAGAAGAAUAACCAGAAAAGAUUAAAAUAGCGCCCCCACGUGGUACUCACAGACAAGUAAGGGGACAGCACUAUGGGGGCAGUGCAAGGCCUCAGGGUACCCUUGAAAAGAGAAUCUUCAGUACUGGGGGUGGAGGCACCCAUUGAUCUGAAUUCCGUUUUUCCUCCCGUCUCUGGUUUCUUUUGCGUUUACAUUGGAAUCAGUUCCUGAGCAUAUAUUAGUUGCAUAUUAAUCAGCAUUACCUAAUGGGAUCAUGUAGCAGAUUUUCUUCUACAGGCUCUAGUAGUGAGCGCCAUUCAGUUUGAUUUAACUCCAAAAAACGACCUCCAGGCAUGUGUGCUGGGCAAGGCUUAAGAUGGCACCCUGAAGAGCUUGAAAGUGGUAGCUGCUCUAGGGUUCCCCUGCCUCUCAAGGGACUCUACAGUUGAGUCCCCAACAGGGCCCCCAGCAGGGAGGAGUCCCCUGGCAGGGGUGGAGCGCCCUCGGGCCCUGUGGCCCAGGCUAGGUGUCUGAUGGCGGGGUAGGCGCUCCCACUGCGGCGGACCCUUCCAGCCCAACCCCUGCGCGGCAGGCGCGGACCUCCUUAGAGCGCCCCGGGGCGGGGCCGGCGCCGCUGGCCAGUGAGCGAGCCGGGAGCGCGCCCGCUCCGCCCCGCGGUGUCCGGCCCCUCCCCCCAUCCCCCUAGGCAAGGCUGCGGAGGCGCCUGGACCCUGAUACCUGCCCCGCCACCCUCUCGGCUCCAUGGCCGCUCCCGCUCCCCUGCGUGACUGCCAGGCGUGGAAGGAUGCGGGGCUCCCACUCUCAACCACAAGCAACGAGGCCUGCAAGCUGUUCGAUGCUACCCUGACCCAGUAUGUCAAAUGGACCAACGACAGAAGUCUUGGUGGCAUUGAGGGCUGCCUGUCGAAGCUCCAAGCCGCGGAUCCAACCUUCGCUAUGGGUCACGCCAUUGCCAAUGGCCUCGUGCUGAUCGGCACUGGAAGCUCCGUGCGGCUGGACAGGGAGCUGGAUCAGGCCGUGAAGACAAUGGUGGAGGUUUCCCAAACACAGCCGCUGACGCAGCGGGAGCGGCUACAUGUGUCUGCGGUGGAGACCUUUGCCAAGGGGAACUUUUCCAGAGCCUGUGAACUAUGGGAACAGAUCCUCUGGGACCACCCAACAGACAUGUUAGCCCUAAAAUUUUCCCACGAUGCCUAUUUUUACCUGGGCUACCAGGAGCAGAUGCGAGAUUCUGUGGCCCGAAUUUACCCCUUCUGGACACCCAGCAUCCCCCUGAGCAGCUACGUGAAAGGCAUCUAUUCAUUUGGAUUGAUGGAAACCAACUUCUAUGACAAGGCAGAGAAGCUGGCCAAAGAGGCUUUGUCUAUCAACCCCACAGACGCGUGGUCAGUGCACACCAUUGCUCACAUUCACGAGAUGAAGGCAGAAAUCAAGGACGGAGUAGAGUUUAUGCAGUCCUCAGAAGCCCACUGGAAGGACUCCGAUAUGCUUGCUUGUCACAAUUAUUGGCACUGGGCUCUGUAUCUGAUUGAGAAGGGCGAAUACGAGGCCGCCUUGACCAUCUACGAUAACCAUGUCUUCCCCAGCUUGAAGGCCAGCGGGGCGAUGCUGGACGUGGUGGACAGCUGUUCCAUGCUGUACCGGCUGCAGAUGGAAGGGGUGUCUGUGGGUGAGCGGUGGCAGGAGGUCCUGCCUAUAACCCAGAAGCACAGCCGGGACCACAUCCUGCUCUUCAACGACGCACACUUCCUGAUGGCAUCCCUGGGAGCUCGGGACUCCGGGACCACCCAGGAGCUCCUGACCACCCUGCAGGAUGCCAGCAAGUGUGUGCCCCCACCAGCUAUAUCACGCCAGGACAUGGCUAUUCUCCUAGGAGCCAGAGUUGCCUUUCCAUCGCCCUGCUGGGGGUGGAAGCCUCAGUGCCAUGGGUGCCGCCUCCCACAGGGGGCACGGUGAGGCUCUGCAACCAGAAAUCCUUGCUGCAUACCUUCUGAGAUCCUGGACAAAGUGCUUCUCUGUUCUGAGCCUCAGUCUUUUUAUCUGCCAACUGGGGACAGUGCCUGCUGAGGCAGACUGGCCAGAGAGGGAGGUGCGGUGGUGUGGCCACACAGCCCCCUGGCCUGGUUCCUGCCAUGGGUGGGAGCCAGUUUCCGUCCCAGGAGAGGCCAGGGAAGCAGCCACCCUUCGGUCUCCCCCCCACCCCCGGAGGGCUGGAGCUGUGGGAGCCAGGACCCCUGGUGCUGUCCUGGGGGCAGUGCUUCAGCUGGCCACCAACCCAGCUGCCUGCCCGUCCCCUCCCCCAAGAGCUGAGCUGCAGGAUCCAUGGGCCUCCACUGGGGAGGCAGCUUCAGGCAAGGUGUCUGCAGCUCAGCGGCGGUCAUGUCAGCCCGGGAAGGACUGGGGAGCCCACCGGGCACUCCAAGAUCUGAUUCUUUCUUUUUAUUUUAUUUUUUUUCAAGAUUUUAUUUAUUUAUUUGACACACACACACACAAAGAGCCAGUGAGAGAGAGAAGACAAGCAGGGGGAGUGGAAGAGGGAGAAGCAGGCUUCCCACCAAGCAGGGAGCCUGAUGCGGGGCUCUAUCCCAGAGCCCUGGGAUAAUGACCUGAGCCGAAGGCAGAUGCUUAGUGACUGAGCCACCAGGCCCCCCUAAUUCUUUCUUUUAAGACAGGCUUGGAGCAGGCUGCUGCCACCAUGCCCACUGUCCCCAUGACCCAGCUCAACCCCCACCUGUGGGCCAGCAGAGACAUGGACCGUGACAGCCGUGUGCCCCAGUGUGGGGGCCAACUUCAGCACUGGGCUUUAUCUGCACAGUGUGCAAUCCUGACGGCCCUGUGAGGUUGGCACUGUACCCACUUCACAGAUGAGCAAACUGAGGCCAGAUGUUGGGGGACCUGCCCGAGGUCCCCCAACAGCACAGUCCAACCCUGUGGAAAGGGCUGUUCAAGCCAGGGUUGAGAACCCUGUUCUCCCCCUUCCCGCCCGCUUCUCCCCUGUCAGCACCCCUGACUCAAGCACCUGCUGUGUCGGGCACAGAGCCAGGAAUGCUGGGCUGAGGAAGAGCGGCCCAUUCCCUCAGGACACCUGAGUCAGGCAGUGUAAGGUGUCCUGCC
Mustela lutreola (European mink) is the source of this 4884-nucleotide messenger RNA. RefSeq names its product tetratricopeptide repeat domain 38 (gene TTC38). Gene Ontology annotation, molecular function: protein binding. The record is from RefSeq and is a predicted model, not a curated record. The transcript is spliced from 12 exons. The coding region runs from base 2512 to 3726 and encodes 404 amino acids. NCBI's taxonomy places the organism in Eukaryota, Metazoa, Chordata, Mammalia, Carnivora, Mustelidae.